AUGUCUGGUCCAGUCUCGGACAGAGAUCCCCUUCUUCCGCAAGCUCGUCGCUCUCAAAGCAGAUGGCGGAGACCGCAUCCCCGUUGGCUUAUUCCUCUGGCACUCGUGGCGUCACUAGCACGUGGUCUUACUCUGGCCGCCCGUGUCCAGAUUGUGACAAGGCUCAGCUGUGAUGCGUUGCACCGGCCCAGCCGAGUCACUGCAGGCGACCUGCAGAUCACCUCGGACGACCUCACGGCACUCGCAAUCCCAACCAUUUGUUUCACCGACCCUGCAGUACUGGCCUCUGCUGCCCGAGUUCAGAUGCUGCUUACUGUUCUCUCAGGGGGUCUAGCCGCGUUCACGGCGGGUCGUUGGGGUAAAUUCAGCGAUAAAUCCGGUCGUACCAAGACGAUGAGUGCAGCGUUGCUCGGAUUAGUCAUGGCCGAAGCCAUUUACGCGUUGGUGUCCCUGCGACAUCUUCCGUUCAAGCGACGACAUGGACAUCGAUUACUCAUUCUGGCCCCGAUUCUCGAGGGCCUCUUUGGAUCCUGGCCCACACUGCAAGCGACCAUGAAUGCAUAUCUAUCGGAUAUCACCCCCAACGGGUCGACAUCGCGCAUGUUCUCGCGAUUCCUUGGCCUAUUAUACAUUGGCUUUGCCGUCGGACCUUCGGUGGCGUCGUUCAUCCUGCGACAGACUGUGACCAAGGAUCUUACCCCACUGUUCUAUCUCUCAUCUCUAUUCUACCUACUCAGCUUUCUGUUCAUCCUCGUCGUUGUCCCCGAGUCACUCCAAUCAUCCGACAAACAAGCACCAUCGACAAGCGACAUCCAGAUACCUGCUCGCCCAUUGAGCCCGCACUACGCACCUUAUGCACCCUUCUUGAAACUCCUUGCUCCUCUUGCCGCGCUUCGGCCUCGACGAGCAGGCGCAAUGCGCAAAGAUUACACCCUCACAAUCAUGGCUGUCUCCUAUUUCAUUUACCUCAUGUCGCUUGCACUGUAUCAAGUCAAAUAUUUAUAUGCCGAACAUGUGUUUUCCUGGGACGCUGAACGACUCGGAUACUACAUCUCAUAUAUGGGCUUUGCUCGCGCAAUCACGUUGCUUGUUUUGUUACCAAUGUGGGUCUUUGUAUUCCGCCCUCGACCUCUGCGCGGGCGUGCCUCAAUCUCUCCUCGUCGCGAGCUCUCUUUUGACCUCUCAUUGGUCCGAUUCUCCAUUUUCCUCGAUGUCCUCUCACACGGAGCCGUCGUACUGGCCCCAACGCAAUCGCAGUCGUGGUUCGUGCUGGCAACAACGCUGACUUCGCUCGGCUCGGCUUCCGUACCAUCUUACAGCUCUACCGUCUUGGGCUACGUCCGAUAUAGAACCGCACAAGGAGAACAGGCUGAAGAAGAGGACGUGGGGGCAUUGUUUGGCGCAUUGGCAACGCUCCAGUCACUCGGUCAGACCAUCAUUGGUCCGAUUCUAUUCGGAUUGGUGUCUAGCGCAACCGUCUCUCAAUACCCCAAGGGCAUUUUCGUUCUUGCAUUUGGGCUCGCAUCUGCAGCGCUCGUGCUGAUGCUGCUGACUCGGCCCCGGAAACGAGUCAUUCUUGUUGGCGCGAGAAAAGAUCCCAAAAGUCCGCGUGGACGUGGGCGUUCUGCGAUCCCCAAGGACAUUACCCCACCCACCUCAUAG
Messenger RNA from Serendipita indica DSM 11827, 1662 nucleotides. The record is from the annotation of a GenBank genome assembly. NCBI's taxonomy places the organism in Eukaryota, Fungi, Basidiomycota, Agaricomycetes, Sebacinales, Serendipitaceae.